Molecule: messenger RNA, 3176 nt
Organism: Acanthopagrus latus (yellowfin seabream)
Lineage: Eukaryota; Metazoa; Chordata; Actinopteri; Spariformes; Sparidae
Gene: clmpa
Product: CXADR-like membrane protein
Exons: 7
Coding region: 647-1846 (399 amino acids)
Cellular component (GO): cell surface; membrane; cytoplasmic microtubule
Source: RefSeq, a predicted model, not a curated record
CACACACACACACUGGUGGAAGAGCUUUAGGACGCACUUUGGGUUCAGUAUCUCGCCCAAGGACACGCAGGACACGCAGACUUCAGGGGCGGGGAUCGACCCGCCGACCCCUCCAGUUAAUGUCACAUAUUGUGGCACUGCUUCAUACCACUGCACCGUGAAAGGAAGAGAGAGGCAGAACAGAGGAGCACCGGCUCGGUAUACGCCCAUGUCAGCUGUCGAGGUCCCCCUCUCACCGGCUGCCAACGCACACCUUUGCUGCACCUCCUCCUCUGAGUCUAUGCAGUGGAGCGCAGGCAGGACGUACACGGAGGCUGCGUGUGGACGCGUGCACUUCAGGGAAACACCCCGCACGCGAGCUGAGCGCGAGCUGAAGGAGAAGUGUCUUAGCUGGGUUCAGAGGAGUGCGGGAGAUGUUGACUGACUGACUGACUGACUGACUGACUGACUGACUGAACGGUCGAGGAUGCUGACGGUGUAGUCUGUGCUGUGCUGCGCUGCGCUGCGCUGUGCUGCGGGAGACACGCGCUUUUCUUUCCUCCUCCGUCGGGACACUGUAGUUACUGUAAGUGGAUCCAGUGAGCUACAGAGACCCUCCACAUCCUCUCUCCUCUGCUGCUGGGAUUUGCCCUUGCCCGGUGCCGUGAUGCCUGUUCCUCCUCUCAUCGCACUCUUCUUGGUUCUGCUGGGUGUGCUGACAACAUGUGCCCAGACAGAGAUGAAGAAAGUUGUUGGAGACAAUGCCACACUGCCCUGCCACCAUCAAUUUUGGGUGGGUGAUGACCCUACACUGGACAUUGAGUGGCUGCUACUCAAGCCAACCAACAGGCAAAGAGUGGUGAUCACCUACUUUGCUGGACGGGUGUUUGACCCAAAUGAAGCAGAGCAUGGCCGUGUCACCUUUGCUGGAGAGUACUUAAAAGGUGAUGCCUCCCUGCUGAUCAGUGACUUGUCUCUGACAGACUCAGGAGAGUACAGCUGCAAAGUCAAGACUGGUGCACAGUACCAUUGGAGCACCAUCAGCCUCAUAGUGCUGGUGAAGCCGUCAAAGCCGCGGUGCUGGAUGGAGGGCAAGCUAUUGGAGGGCGGUGAUGUUAAGAUGAGCUGCAAGUCUGCUGAUGGCUCUGAUCCCAUCUACUACAAGUGGGAGAGGGUAACGGACAAGGGCAAGUAUGUUGGCAAGCUGCCUGCACUUGCUCUGAUAGAUUUGAAAAACCCAGAGAUUGUGACUUUGAAGAACUUGACCAAGGACAGCACUGGGGUCUACAAAUGUACAGCCAGCAAUGAUGUGGGCGAGGAGAGCUGCACAGUGGAGGUCAAGAUGCAUUAUGUCAGAGGAAUGGGUGUGUUAGCAGGGGCAGUGGUUGGUGUGUCAUUUGGAGUCCUCCUCAUCAUACUCAUCAUCUGGUUGGUGUUCCGCAAAAAGGAGAUGAAGAAAUAUGAAGAAGAAGAGACCCCAAAUGAAAUCAGGGAGGAUGCAGAGGCUCCCAAAGCCAAGCUGAUGAAGCCCAACUCCCUCUCCUCAUCCCGCUCCGGCAGCUCUCGCUCAGGCACCUCCUCCACCCAGUCCAUGAUGCAUAACAUGGGGUUUAGGGGCCAAAGAGCCUGUGUUCCAGCUGUGGCUGCCCACAAAGUAAACUGCCAAGCCUCCACCUUGCCUCGGUCUUCACCUGGCUACAUUCAGACAGCUCCCAAGACUCCUGAACCCCGUUCAACACCAACCUCCACGUCUACCUCCAACUCCAAACCCAGCCCUCCCCCUAAACUGAGUUCUGGGAACCUGACCCGCAUGGGGGCAACUCCAGUUAUGAUCCCUGCGCAAACCAAAGCUUUCCAGACUGUGUAGAAUACGUAGAAUCACACAGAGGACAGGACCAAGACAGCCUCAGGACAUGGCAUCCUGCUGAAGCCAAGAGUUAAACUUUGAUCAAGAUCCAGUUAUAUUAUCUAGAUAUAUUCUCACCAUACAAAAUCUGAUGGAAUCUUUAUUUAACUCCUGGAGAAUCCUUGCUUUGUACUUUACAUCAAAAUAGGAACAAACUUCUGUGUGUUGAUGGAGGUGUUUGAAGGACCGUGAUUGUGAAAGACAAAGAGGUGUUGGGACUGAAGCAGCAGUAUAUUGUUUAUGGAGGGAUAUGAUUGCACAAGCCAAGGACUGAACAAGAUCAGAAGAAAUUGAAGGUGUGUGCCACACUAACUAACACUGAAAGCAUAACAGUGCAACUUCAUACUCUUAGCAAAAGAUAAUUAACUGCUCACUGAUGCAGCUGAAGAGGUUAGACUAGGGAAUAGUAUAAAAAUAACACUACUGGCUUUCACAGGAUCAUUUAUACAUUUAAUGAGCUGGAACACCUUCCAACAUACAGCACUACAGUACAGCACUUGACACCUGCAAAUCAAAAAAACCUGACACCCAAAAGACUAAACCUAUUAAAGUGGUUCAACUGUAGGUUGUUAGAGUAUAAAAUUUGGAUGAAUGGCUCAGAUUGUUUAAACAUAUGCUGAAUAUUUCCAUCAAUACAGUACCUGUGUCACACGCUGUAACAUGGCCACACAGUAUAUGAUACUGAAUUCCUUUUUCUCUGUGCCGACUUAAAAACAGCGUGUCAGUAGUUUUAGAGUGAAUUCACCUCACGUCACAUCUCAUGUUCAUCUUAUUUAUAUCUAACAUAUCAAAGUUAGAAGAGAAUGCAGAGAGAUGUGUCAUUUACAAUACUUUUUUUUCAUGAAAUUGAAUUCACAGGAUCAUGGAGGACUGACAUUUUUAAAGAUUGUUACAGGGCUGACUAGAGGCCCUAUCAAGAAAGUACCGCAUUGUGAUGGUUUACAUUUUAUUUGUUUAUUUUAUCCUGUUUCACGUGUAUCUUCUUUUUAAUCACAGAAUGAAAAACUGUAUGAAUGUGAUACUAAAUAAAACGUGUUAUAUCAGACUGUUCUCACUCUAAACACAGCAAAUACUGCAGCUUGGUCAGUGACCCUAUGUUUCUCAGUUUGAUGCUGUAGUCACCCCUCCAGCAUCACUUCCUACAGCAUAUUGCAUGUUAAUAUAUUAUUUCUCACUUGACCUCUAAAAGUGAUAUAAAAAGUAUACAAUGGUUUAUAUAAUAGUUUGAAGCUUAAGGCCACUGACCAAGUUGCCAUAUUUGAUAAAUUGGGAGUGGGAACAGGUUAUUUAU